UGCGGGGUGCUAUCUGACGUGGCGCUGACUAGGUUGCUUCCCUCCCAACCUCACUCUCCAAGAGCAACUCCCACAGAGAGCGAGCAGAGCAAGGAUCGAUUUCGCACCAGCCCAGCCGUCUAGGGUUUCUCUCCCCAACAAAUUCAAACCCUGAUUCGAUUACUUCCUUUCUCCGCAGCCCAAAACCCUAAAUUUUCUCCCACCUUCCCCCCAAAAACCCUAGCGCCCUACAUUCUCAAUUCCCCUUAACCCCUAAAUCCCGGGGUUUUAAAAUCCUCCAUCAAGUUAGGGUUUUUGUUUGUGGACUUCUCCUACGUAAAAAAACUAAAGAUAUUACCUUUAAUUCGUUUCGGUUUCCAGGGUUUUUGUUCAAAUUAGGGUUUUUGAGAGCUCGUUUACAUGUAUGGCUUCAGGGCUCUUAGGCGGUGACGAAGCGAGAGAGAAGAAGCGCAGGUGGGAGGAGAGCAACAAAGUCUAUACCCGAAAGCAAAACAAGAAACCCAAGAAUUCCAACAAUGUGUCCUCCCAAACCCUAGCCACCACCACCGAAGACAACAACUCUCAACAGGCGCGGAGUUCCGAUGCGGCGGCUUCUGAUGAUUCGUCUAGCCUCAAUCUCCCGCAGCCGGUAGCACAGAGCGAUCGUGAGCUCGCCAAUGGGAAUGGCUUGCCGGGUUAUACGAGUUUCGAGAACCGGGUUAGGAUUAGCGUGAGUUCGAGGUCGAAGAGUGAGGUUAGAGAGCUUAGGAGGAAGCUAGUGAGUGAGCUUGACCAAGUGAGGGGCCUAAUGAAGAAGCUUGAAGAUGCGGUUGAUAGGGUUGGGAGUGCAAUGAGGGUCAAUUCAGAGGUGGGUUCCAAUUCGAAGCCGUUUCGGGCUGUGGCGGAGACUAAUGAUCAAUGGGUUGGUGAAUUAGUGGAGAAAGAGAAGAGGACGCCCAAGGAAAAACAGUAUCAUAAGAAUUCGAAUUUGGUUUCAAGGAAGGAAAGUAACAAGAAGUUGAAAUCCAAUGGAGGGAAGAGGGAUGGUGGGCGUGAAAUGGGAUUCAUGGUUGACAGGGAUUGGCAUUCGAGUCCGGUGUUUAAGAGCUGUAGUGAUUUGCUCACCAAGUUGAUGAAGCAUAAGUUUGGUUGGGUGUUUAAUAAGCCAGUGGAUGUGAAGGGUCUCGGACUUCAUGAUUACCAUACCAUUAUAAAGCACCCUAUGGAUUUGGGAACGGUGAAGAACAGGCUGAGCAAGAAUUGGUAUAAGUCGGCAAGGGAGUUUGCAGAGGAUGUAAGACGUACGUUUAGUAAUGCCAUGUUGUAUAAUCCAAAAGGGCAGGAUGUUCACUUCAUGGCUGAGCAGCUGUCCAAGAUAUUUGAUGACCAAUGGAAGCCCAUAGAGGUCGAGUUUAAUCGUACUAGGAGAAUUGAAAAGGCUCAUGAUGCAGGUUUGUCAACACCCACUUCAAGAAAGGCUCCAAUGCUAGCUCGAGCUCGAGCUCCUGCUCCGGCUUCAGUUCUAGCGCCUGCUCCUCCACCACCAGUGGAAAUGAGGACUUUGGAUAGAUCAGAAUCUAUGACAAUGCCUGUGGAGCCCAAAUUGAAAGCUGCUAGCUCUGGUCAGCUGGGUAGGAUCACCGUUCCGAAGAAACCUAAAGCUAGGGAUUUUGAAAAAAGGGACAUGACUUACGAGGAGAAGCAGAGGCUCAGCUUAAACCUUCAGAGUUUGCCUUCGGAGAAACUAGAUAAUAUUGUCCAGAUAAUUAGGAAGAGGAAUCCUGGGAUGUUUCAACAAGAUGAUGAGAUUGAAGUGGACAUGGCAAGUGUUGAUCCAGAAACACUUUGGGAACUAGAUAGAUUUGUGACCACUUACAAGAAGAGUUUGAGCAAGAAUAAGAGAAAAGCUGAACUUGCUCCUAAUUCAGAGGCAGAAACCGACCGUGCUACCCAGGAGACAAAUCUGGCUCCAGCCAUUGCCGAGGCACCAAAAGAAACUGAACCAGCUGAAAACCAUACUACCAAAUUCACCCCAGUUCAAGGAGAAAAAAAGCAAGGUGAUAACAUGAGUGGAUCGAGUAGUUCCGGUGGCAGCGGCUCUGGAUCCUCUUCAAGUGAUUCUGACAGUGAUAGUCCCUCUGCUUCUGGAUCAGAUGCGGAGCAUUUACCUUGAACUUAAGAGGAUCCAGUUGAGGUCUCUGUGCGCAUGUGUGUGUAUUCUUUGCCCAUGAACACACAGUCGCAUGUGGGAGUGUGUAUGGCACCAGUUACCAGAUAAUGAAGCCAAAGUUGAUAGGCUCACUGAUUUUGCUGCAGUUGUUAAAGAUGGGAGAUGUACGUUGAUCUGCAACUGUGACAACUGAAGAUUUUUGAGAAGCUGAUUUUGCGUGGGUUCUGGUUUGGUGUAGAACCAUUCAAGGUGCUUUGCUUUACGGCUGCUCUGUUAAAUGCCUUGUGGUCGGAAUAUUUACAACUUUUAAUACUUUUAUUUAUAGGUGUUUUCUUGUAAUCCAUUUCUUUUUUUCUUUUUUGAUUGUCUCCUGUUUUUUAAGCAUUUUGUAUGAUAAGGUAGAUACCGUAAUGACAGGAACCCUUAUUUUUUUUUUUUUGUAACAAAUGUUCAUUGCUACCAACCGCUAGUCAUCCCUGAUUUGAGAAUGCUGAUGCUGGGGUUUCCUGUUUGUCCUGUCAGCAUUUGCGUCAACAUUGUUGUUCAUUUAACUUUGAUAAUGGGCGAGACAGUCAAAGUUGUUUUAGAUCA
Molecule: messenger RNA, 2740 nt
Organism: Alnus glutinosa
Lineage: Eukaryota; Viridiplantae; Streptophyta; Magnoliopsida; Fagales; Betulaceae
Product: transcription factor GTE3, chloroplastic
Exons: 5
Coding region: 404-2152 (582 amino acids)
Molecular function (GO): protein binding
Source: RefSeq, a predicted model, not a curated record